GCGCGGCAAAACAAUCGUAGCUUACUGAUUAAACUUUAUAAAGUUACCGUAAAAUAUGGUAUCAGAUUUUCUGUGGAAUUGGAACUGAUUUAUUACAUACUUUUAUAAUUUUCUUUUGAGUGCGUGAGUGAGGAGAUUUGAGAUUUUUUGCCCGAGGAUGUCCAGACACGUGCUGCUAUCCCGGCUCGCCGAGCAGUUCCAGGCUUCCUCGCCGCCGCCGGCCCACCGAUUUCCGUCUCCGGACCGGAGUGUGUCUCCUAAUUCCCCGUCUCCGAAAUCACCCCCACAUUCACCAGAUUCUUUAGCACGACAUCGCUUAGAUAUGCUCCAACUUGGCGAUAUUGAACUAGCAGGGAGAGCUUUGAAACAAUAUGAAUUUGGAGCGCUAAUGUACUGCAGCGGUCUGGGAGCGCUAUAUGGAGGAGCUGGUGUGUGGCCUCUGUUGCUUCCUCGAGGUUCACCACCCUUCAUGCGCCCAUCUCUCGAUUACUCGAGACAAACUCCGCCAAGAGAUGACGACGAGGAAGAGCUACCACUGAAUUUAUCAACAAAGAAUAGACAGAUUUGGUCGCCGGGAAGCGCUUGCGAACGGGAACGAGAGGCUGACAGCUCGUCGCCGCCACCGCGAUGGGCGCUUGAAGUCAAAUUAGAAGAAGAAUCACCUCUAGAACUCGUCAAGAGGUGUCGCAGCAGUCCUGACGCCGACGAAUACGACUCCAACACAGAAAUUCGCCGAUGCCCGUCUGCACCCGCCCACCAAACAUAUCAGUUACCACCGGCCGCUUCCGGAGAUCUCAACUUCUCAAUGUUACUGAAAAAUGAAAACAGAAACGAAAAAACAUUCCAGUGCAAGCAGUGUGGCAAAUGUUUCAAGCGGUCCAGCACGCUAUCCACGCACCUCCUGAUCCACUCUGACACCCGGCCCUACCCGUGCCAAUACUGCGGGAAGAGGUUCCAUCAGAAAUCUGACAUGAAGAAACACACUUAUAUACAUACAGGUGAGAAGCCACACAAAUGUGUGGUGUGCUCGAAGGCAUUCAGCCAGAGCUCGAAUCUGAUCACCCAUAUGCGCAAGCAUACUGGCUACAAGCCUUUCUCCUGCGGGCUGUGCGACAAGGCCUUCCAAAGAAAAGUGGAUCUCCGUCGCCACAGGGACUCACAGCACGCUGACGCUCCCGAGCCCGCAGCCAUGCCACCGCAUCGCUACAGGUUCUACGGUGAUGAAACACCGGCUCCAUUAGCACCUCUUAUCACCAACUAAACUACUUAUGUCCUCAUCAUCAAGAAGCACACACUUUAGUAUCGCCAUAUACUUGGUGUUGGGGUAAGAGAUAUUUAACAGUAAAAUAAUCAAUAUUACCUUGCAUAAUUUCUGUGUUGACAAAAUAACGCGUUAAAAAUUUGUCGGUAGCUCAUAUCCAAACUUUGUCUUGUAAAACUAAACUUCUCCAAGAUUUACAUAGAAAAGGCUGUAAUGAUUGUAAAUAAUUUUGUUACCUUACACUAGUGCCUUAAGAUUCGAAAGUAAUGUAACAUGUUUUAACAGAGAAUUGCUACGAGUACAUACCCUCAAACUGUUGUGAUAAAAUUCUCUUCAGUUAACAGUAUUCAAUCUCAACUUCGCUCAUGAGUUAUCUCGUGUUUUCGUCUCGUCUUUGGAAUCUACGCAUAGAAAUCUAAAUACAUUUUUAUGGUACCUACUGUGCCUUUCAGUUACAUCAAAUAAUUAUGAUUACUUAUAAAAAUUAUUAUUAAACCAUCCGUCCAUGAUGUCGUGAUAUACAAUUAUAUUGAUAUUAUUUAAGUAAUUUACCAGAACAGAAUGUGAGAUAAUCGAAAGUUUUACAGUCACAUUUAAGACAGCAACCAUUUAAUUAGGUAUUAAGUUUUAAUAAUAAGUGUAUGUAUAAUUGUAAAGUCUAAAGAAACCAAAGUGAAGUGUCUUAUUUAGUCGAGUGUAAAACGCUUUAUUUAUUUAGAUUUUAAUUAAAUGCCUUAACGAUUUUAACAUUUAAGAUUAGCAUCAUAUUAUCUAUGUAUUUAAUACCAUUUUCUGAAAAUCAACUACCGAAAGGUUACCAGUUUAAGGGCCAAUCGGUCUGCUUACCAAUAUAUUGAUGGGUGGACAUUUAAAAUAAAAUUAUUUGUCUAAUCUAAGUAUUAGAACUUAUUUUAAUGAUGAUUUACACCGAGGUACUAGUCCGUUCAGGCGCCUAUAUAUUUCUAAAACUUUAAGAUAGGCGUCUACUUUUGACUUGUAACUGUUAAAACAGCUACCAACAUAAGUUAUGUAUAAGUAGUUUUUGAUACACUUAAGUGUAUUCAUAUGAUCACUUUACUCCGCAUAACUUAUUAGGUGAGGUUUGUGUAUAAUUUAUGGAGUGCUGUUAAUAUUUCAUUAAUCUUUUAAAAAUCUAGUAUUAAUGUGAUCUUUACAAAUUUACCUACCAAGUUAAAAGUGCAAGCUACUUUAAUAGACUUGUUAACGAACUUUAAGUAUAUUAUGCAUUUAGUGUAGUUUAAUGAUUUCUUUCUUUUCUUCGUUUAUUAUUAAGAUUUUAAGACCAACAUUGAAAAAGACUAAAUAGGUACCUAGUACUGGUGCAUAUUGUUAGGAGGCUAUGAUAACUCCUGCCCAGUUUAUUAUUGGAUUUGUAAUUGAUAUUAAUAUAUUUGCAGAGGUGAAAAUAUCUAUCCUACUUAAGUAUAUUAAAAAUGUUCAUGUUCAGGUAUAGAAUAGGUUGGUAGCUCAUAGCUAUUGCAUGAUCUUUAUAUUUACUGAGGAAGGUUCAGAUAUAAGAAUAGCCUAAAGAAACGGCUAGAACACCAAAGAGUAAAGCUUUGAUUGUUUGCUAUACCGUCGCUCUAAAUUGUAAUUCUUUUAGUCAAACUGUACAUGUAUGUGUAGAACACGCUAUAUCUUCAUGAGCCACCUACUCAAUGUAGUUGUAGCCUACGAAAUUGUUCUCGGUGAAACCGUGAAGCAACUUGACAAAUGUAAACUAGGAAAUAAGACGAUUCGUUUUGUUGAAGUCAUUUUUGUAAGUUUGUUUAUAAGUUAAGCAUAACUUAU
Molecule: messenger RNA, 3073 nt
Organism: Amyelois transitella
Lineage: Eukaryota; Metazoa; Arthropoda; Insecta; Lepidoptera; Pyralidae
Product: zinc finger protein Gfi-1b
Exons: 6
Coding region: 158-1261 (367 amino acids)
Cellular component (GO): nucleus
Source: RefSeq, a predicted model, not a curated record